Chelonia mydas (Green sea turtle) is the source of this 7567-nucleotide messenger RNA. It is a transcript of the gene ZBTB24, whose product is annotated as zinc finger and BTB domain containing 24. The coding region runs from base 575 to 1960 and encodes 461 amino acids. Gene Ontology annotation, cellular component: nucleus. Gene Ontology annotation, biological process: regulation of transcription by RNA polymerase II. The transcript has 7 exons. Lineage: Eukaryota; Metazoa; Chordata; Testudines; Cheloniidae. The record is from RefSeq and is a predicted model, not a curated record. Gene Ontology annotation, molecular function: DNA-binding transcription factor activity, RNA polymerase II-specific; RNA polymerase II cis-regulatory region sequence-specific DNA binding; protein binding.
CGAGGAGGGGGAAGCGCGCGAGCGCACCGGAACGUGUCACUCAGUGGGACGCUGACCUACGUGGGGGCGGGGGCGCGCGCGUUGCCCGAGGUGUGAGCCGGCCCGGGACACACGCAGGCAACGCCCCCAGCUGGUGCCUGCCCCACUGCCCAGCGAGACGCGGCGCCGUCGCCUCCGCUCCCACAGCCCCUGACCGGACGUGCAGGGCCUCCUCCACCGCGGGCGAGUCCCUACCACAGAACAGGGCGGGCCGCUUCCUAGAGAAGUCCGCGCCUUCCCCCAGUGCGCGAGGGGCGGAGCCGGGCGACUGAGGCACGUUGGCGGAGGGGCCGUUGCUGUUCGUUGCGAAGGAGGCGGGGCUUGUGCUGGCGGCGCUCGGAGCCUUCUCGAGGCCCCGGCCGAUUUGCUGCUGCCUGAACGGCCGAGAGGGACGUGCGAGCAGCUCAACGCCGUGACGCAGGUUCGUGCCCCUCCCAGGGGGGAGGAGAGCCGGGCCCGGCCCGGCCCAGCGCGCACCCUCCUUGAACGCUGCCUGCCGCUGCAGCUGGUAACUCUUUUCCUGUUUGCAGUAAAAAUGGCAGAAGCAAUUGCUGACCCUCCAGAGAAGCUUGUUGUUAUCCACUCCAAGGCUCACAGAGAUACCAUUCUAGCUAAUUUUGCAGAACAAAGGAAAAAGAAUUUUCUUUGUGAUAUCACUUUAAUAGUAGAGGAUGUGCACUUCAGAGCCCACAAAGCUUUACUUGCUGCCAGCAGUGAGUACUUUUCAAUGAUGUUUGUAGAUGAGGGAGAGAUAAGCCAGUCAAUUUAUAUGUUGGAGGGAAUGGUUGCAGACACUUUUGGUGCACUACUGGAAUUUAUCUAUACAGGUUAUCUUCAUUCCAAUGAAAAAAGCAUGGAACAAAUACUGGCAACUGCACAGCUCCUAAAAGUGAAUGAUUUAGUAUGGGCACAUGCAGAUUAUCAGACCAACCAUAGCCCAAAUAAUCCUCUCACAUCUAGUAGUGCUGCUUCAGUAGUUGUCUUUGCAAAUGACAAGAAAAAUGGAGAUCCACCAAAGCGAAAACGAGGAAGACCAAGAAAAGUCAAGAAUGCUCAAGAGGAAAAAUUUGGGACAUCUUCUGUUGAAGAUGUGCAGCUAAGAGAGAACAAUUCAGUGCGAAAUAAACAAAAUUUUAUGAAAAAAGUUGCAGCGGAAGAAACUGUUGCCAGUGAACAAGUUCCAGUAAGGAAAGAAGUGGAAGAAACUGAGCCAGCUUGUGGUUCAGAAGCUGCUGUAGAUCUAUCAGCUGAGAAGGAUGAGAAUUAUGAUCCUAAAUCUCAAGGAAUACAGAGCAAUCAGAGUCGUUAUAGCAAACGUAGGAUACGGAGGUCUAUCAAGCUAAAAGAUUAUAAACUUGUUGGUGAUGAAGAUGGAAAAGUAUUGACAAAGAGAACUGAUAGAAAAAGAAAACGCACAGGUUCUGAAGCUUGUUGCAAAGAAUGUGGCAAAGUGUUUAAAUAUAAUCACUUUUUAGCUAUUCAUCAGAGAAGUCAUACAGGAGAACGCCCUUUUAAAUGCAAUGAAUGUGGUAAAGGCUUUUCCCAGAAGCACUCUCUUCAGGUUCAUGAGCGGAUGCAUACUGGAGAGCGACCAUAUACCUGUACUGUCUGUAGUAAAGCUUUAACAACAAAACAUUCUCUUUUGGAACAUAUGAGCCUACACACAGGACAGAAGGCUUUUACGUGUGAUCAGUGUGGAAAGUAUUUUAGCCAAAAGAGACAACUGAAGAGUCAUUACCGAGUGCACACAGGCCAUUCAUUGCCGGAAUGUAACCAGUGUCAUCGCAAAUUCAUGGAUGCAGCUCAGUUAAAGAAACAUCUAAGAACACAUACAGGUGAGAAGCCAUUUACUUGUGAAAUCUGUGGCAAGUCAUUCACAGCAAAAAGUUCUCUUCAGACUCACAUCAGAAUCCACAGAUAAAAGUACACAGCACUAACAAUGUCAAUGGCUUGCAGUCAUAUGGAUGUAAGGUAUCGCAUAAAGGAACCUCAUAAAAAUUGAGACCAUUGGAAGGCUAUUAUGAGGCGCACAAUAAAAAACCCAUCAGAUUACAGCAAAGCCUGUUCUUUUCGUCCUAGGCCAUGUGUGUCCGGAAAUUAGGUUUUAGAUAUUUUCAGUCAGCAUUAAAAACAGUUGAAGUGAUGAAAUAAAUUCAACUUCAAAUUAAUCCUUAAUGAUAGAUGCUAGUAAAGAUGUAAAAUAGAUGAAUUCUCUUAUCACUCCAGUUUUUAUGCUCUCCAUCCUUUUGUCAAACCAGGGCUUCGUAAACCUCAGUAUUUUUGUAUGAAGGCAGUCCUGUUAACUCUUGAAUGUGAACAAAUUAGGGAAAACUUUGUCACACUAUUGUGCAAUUCUUAAAAGUAGAAUCCAGAAAAUGUAGCACUGAAUAUUUUUCUUACAUGACUGCCUGUAAGCACUACUACAGUAUAGCAGAGAUUAUUAUUAUUAUUAUUAUUAUUAGUGGUGAUGGUGGUAUUAUAUUUAUGAGUCAUUUGUGAGGUAAUACCUUGCAGAAAGUAGUAGUCUCAAAAUUAGUAUUUCUGAUUAAGUAAAAUAUUCUCUUACAGAGGGGAAAAGCCAUAUUCUUGUGGUAUAUGUGGAAAAUGUUUCUCGGAUUCCAGUGCAAAGAGGAGACACUGUAUCUUACACACAGGCAAAAAGCCUUUCUCCUGCCCAGAGUGUAAUUUGCAGUUUGCCCGCUUGGACAAUUUGAAGUCUCAUUUGAAAAUUCACAGCAAAGAAAAACAAUUGCAAGAAUCAAGCACUGCUCCUAGCAACAACAAUAGCUCAGAGGAGGUCAGAAACAUUCUUCAGCUGCAGCAAUAUCAACUGUCCACGUCUGGAGGACAAGAGAUUCAGUUGCUUGUUACAGAUUCAGUACAUAAUAUAAACUUUAUACCUAGUCAUAAUCAAGGUAUUAGUAUUGUUACUGCUGAGAACUCCCAAAAUAUGACAGCAGGCCAGGCUGCUAAUCUUACGCUACUCACUCAACCACCACAACAGCUGCAGAACUUGCUUCUUGCAGCUCAGCAGGAACAAGUAGAACAAAUCCAAAGUAUCAAUAUGAUGGAGAACCAAAUAGAGACUACGCAGUCUGAGCAAAUGCAUGUCAUCACUCUUUCAAAGGAAGCGCUAGCACAUCUUCAUGCCCAUCAGGGGCAAACUGAAGAACUUCAUCUAGCAACAGGAGCUCAGCACAUGCAGCUGACCCAGGAACCUAGUCGUCAGUCUCAUACUAACCAAGAUGCACUCCAGCCCCAUCAAAUUAGUGAAGAACAGAACCAAAAUGUACACAUUUCUGAAUCACAUCCGCAAUCUUUGUCCAUAAACCACCCAUCUCAUGAGCAUCAGAUUCAAGGUCAGGCUUUUUGAAAUACAAGUUAGCAUUGCUUCCUUUUAAAUGCUCAUUUGCCUUCAGGGAACUGGGCUGAAGUGUGUUUUUCAUUCAGACAAUGACCUACGCAUAUCACGUUUCAUUUGCUGCAGCAGAUUAUCUAUUUGAAGUUGUAUUUUUUGGUGAUCUUGAUAGAUGGCUUUGUUUCCUUUAUUUUAAUCCAUUUAUUUUUAGGGUUUUAUUACGAUAGAUGUCUGCUGAUCAACAAGCAUGACUUCUGUGUAGAGGGUUAAAAUGACUAUCUGAACUAUAAAUGUCAAGGUAACCCAUAUUUUUUUCACAACAUUGACACCACAUGUCUUCUAGUUAAUGAGCUUUCUCUUUCUAAGUAAAUGUAUAAUUUUCAGUGCGACCAUUUCAGUGACCAUUUCCUUAAGUGCAUUUUAAUUCACUGAAUACCAAAUUUGCUCAUGCUUUUGAUUGAAAUUGAUGCACUCAUAGACUGGCUCUGGUUCACUGUUUCUUUUUACUGCGUUGUACAAUUCCUGCUCUCCAAACUAAUGUUUAAAUCAGUGCACUUAAUGUAGAGGCAGUGAGAUGUAGUGGCUAGAUGGACUUCUGGAAAGCUUGAGUGCUAUUCUUGGCGCUGCUACUGACUUGUGUGACCUUGGGCAAGUCACUUAACCUCUCAGUGCCUUAGUUUCCUCAUCUACAAAAUGGGGAUAAUGCUUAACCACCUCUGCAAGGCACUUUGAAGAUCUUCUGAUGUAAGGCGCUAUAGAUGUGCUAAGUGUGUGGUUGGGUUUUUUCCCCUGACAAGAUUGUCUUAGUUUAGGAGCCAGUUUAUAUUUUAAAAUCAUUAUUUUUAUAUUUCGAAAGCAGAAUGUCACAUUACUUUUAGUAUAAUGUAAUAUUUGUUCUUUGUUGUGACUGAAAUAAUAAAAUCACUCCAGAACAUGAGCUACAAAAUGGCGCAUCUCUUAAUAGAUUUUAAAAGUAGUGGAACUUUUUGUUGACUAGAUUAGAUGUGCACAGUUUACAUUACUAAUGCCUGACUUCUAGUGGAAAAGUGCUGAAAUAGCAUUGAAAAUACAUCCCAGAAAGAAAAGAUGGGGAAGAGCAUGGCUCUACAGCUUGGGGUUCGGUUACUAAUGAUGGGUUACUUAUUGCACUGGUAUGUAAAAAUCCUGAUAAAAUGUCAUAUGACCAGCUACAGCAGUUUGAAGGUUGAGGCUGAGGUUAAAAAUGUUAUGUGAUUUAAAUAGGUAUCUUGUAUUUCUAGUUUUAAACAUGACAAAACGCAACUUCUGUCAUUAUUUACAUUGGAUUUUUUUCAAAGGAAGUUUCCUGUGUAACUGGCUAUAUGCACCGUUGGCUAGACAGAAAGCCAUUGGUCUGAAUUUUCAUUUCUGGGCGUUAGCUAUCUUGCAGAUACAAAGCAUUCAGCUAGCUACUGAGAAUGCGUUACUGUAAUUUGGUUAAAAAGUAUAUCAGUUUCUCCACGGAUCUGUACCAACUUUUAAGUAGGUUGAUGUGAGGAGAGGAGACAAUGGGGGAGAGGGGAAACCAAUUUUAAAUCUAAAAAUGACUUAGUUUUACAGUUGGAGGUUAAAUAGCUAUUGUGUUGAUUAACCUGAUUAGUUACCUAAAUUUCCUCCCAAAAUGGAGAAGUACUGUCUAUAUAUGUAACGUAGAAAACCAUUAACAAAAGAUAAAUAGAAUAUAUUGUAACUGUAAUCCAGAAGCUAAAGAUUUUGAUGUUACAAGAACAUAAAGAAAAAAUAAAAUUAAACUAUCUGUUUUGUCUGGGGAAAAUAUUAUUCAACAUUUAAAUCUUUACGUAGUAAAAUAGUUCUGCUUGUUAUACUAUUGCAAAAUAAAAUUUUGAAUGAGUCUUAAAUAUUGUAGCAUAUAUAAAAUGUUGUCUCAAGUUUUCACUUUACAGUUGUAUGGUGGUUGCUCUAGAGAAGCAUUAGCAACUUUUAUAAGCUACAUUUCUGGUUUAUUCAGGAUUGAGACAUGCUUAUUAUGUAUGUAAUUUCCUAAAUGUUUUGCAGAGCAAACUGGUCACAGCUUUCUAAGAUUCAGUUCUAGAAGACUGUAUAAUGAAAAAAACCCUGGUUAUUCAAGUUCAAGAAAGAGCAUAUAUAUUGAGUUUUUAAUCUUUCAAUUGGUGGCUAAAAAGUCACUCGUGAUAGUACAAUCUUAUGGUAGUGGUUACUAGAUAUUGCCUGCAUAAGAAGAGGGUUUCAUUUUUUAUUGCAUACACUUCAGUAAUUUGUACAACUAAAAACUGAGCAGGCUAUGUAAAGACCACCAUCUGUGGAUAGCAGGACAGGGAUUCUCACUAAUUUUGCAUUCUCCGUUGCUUUAAAAAAAUUGCUGUCAGAGUCCUUCUUUUUUCCUGCCUGUUCCAGAGAACGGGAAUCCAUGUUUUUCUCAUUUCCUUUAAUUCUACCUUUCUCUUUACCACUAACUUUUUAAUAGUAAUUUUUACCCUGGAAAGAAAUGAAUACAACUUACUGUGUGUGUGCCUGAAUCUUUUUGAAAAUAAUGCCUAAUGCAUUUAACUCUUGGACCUGGAAAAAGCCCCUUCAGCUUCAGUUCUCAGUUCAGAAUGACUUCCUGGUUGUACCUGGCUAAUGAGAAAAAUCAAAUUGCUCCAAAUAUUUCUGCUGUCAAACUAAUACUUGUUUUUAUAUGACUUAACUACCUUACAUAGAGUUCAGUCUUGGUAAGAAGUGAGAGAGACUCGCCAUGUUAAGAUGAGAUUUUGGUUUUGGGAUGUUGUCGGUAUAGGUCAGUAUUCCCAUAAUUAAGGUAAAUGCAAUAUACAUAGUUACCACACUAGUGCAUAGAAGAUCUCUGCUAAAACCACUCUAACUUAAGCUUUUGUUUUGUCGUCCUUUUCACAACUUUGCCUCUUUAAAGGGACACUGUCAUAUUUUAUAUAUUUUUAAAAUGUCCUUACAUGCGACUUCAGGUUCAAGCCUUUCACCAAGAAUCAGUCCUAUACAGUUCAAACACAGCUGGCAAUAGAAGGUGCCUGUUGCUAUUACUCCAUUUGUAAAAUAUCUAGCACACUUGGAUGCUAUGUAAAUAGUAAUACUUGUACUGGUAGAGAUUGUCCUUCAAAUUUCAAGCUUUUAAAAAAAAUUCUUCUCCAUCUUGGAAGACUCUCCAGGUGAAAAUUAAAUAUAAAAUGGUGCUUUCACUGGCAGCAAUUCUACUACUAUUUUAAGGUUGCAUUUGAGCUAUUGUUCAGUGUGUAUUUUCUACUAAUUUGCCACUACAGUCCGUGCAGCAGUAGCACAGGAGAAUCUCUUUAAUAUCAUGGUCAAAACAAAAAGGUUUCAAGAAUAUAUUAUGCUUGGGGGUGUGUGUAUAGUUCCAUUUAGGAACACAGAAAUUACCAGAUCAGAAGAGAAGGCCCUCUAAUACAGCAUCCUGUUUCUAACAGGAUUGGGUACAAGAAUGGAAUAACAUCCCAUUAAUGAAAGUUUCAUCCUAACCUCCAUUAUGUAGAGGUUUGCUUUUAAAACUCUGGUAUUCUUGUUUACUUAUUCUUUCUUUCGUAAUUCUGGAUGUUCUCGUUACCUAUCUAAAUGAUCAGUUCAUUCUUGAAUCCCACCAAGUCCUUGACUUCAGGGAUAUCCUAUGAAAGUGGGUUCCACAGGCUAAUUUUGUUGUCUGAAAAGUAUUUCAGUUGAAAUGUGUUGCCUGUCAAUUUCAUUGACUGUCCUCUUGUUCUUGCAUUAUAAACAUCUGAUCUACCUUCUCUCUACUUUUCAUUCUUUUAAAAAUAAGUACUGUACAGCACAAUUUCAUCAGUAUCCACAAAGAAGCAGGUUGCCAAGGGAAAUUUUUUUUGCAUAUGUAGAUUUUUAUGCCAGUAAACAAUUCAGACCUAUACGUUACUAUUUAUAGGCUUGCAAGACAAAGAAUGCCAGGUGUGCCAUUCUCUAUUCUCAAAAUGGAUCAUUGGAAUGUAUUGAGCUGAAUUUUUUUUCCUGUGUCAUCCCCAUUUAACAUUGCUAUUUGGCGAAGUGCUGAAAUGGAUUGUACAGUAUGUAAUUUGUAAAAUUAUGUGAGUCUGAAAAGUGCUAUAUAAAACCAGAUUCUGUCUAUUGCUUGUAACAUAGAGGGAGCAAGUAUUUGUAAAAAUAAUAAUAAUAAAAGUCUUGUUUAUAAGA